Molecule: messenger RNA, 1038 nt
Organism: Penicillium hordei
Lineage: Eukaryota; Fungi; Ascomycota; Eurotiomycetes; Eurotiales; Aspergillaceae
Exons: 5
Coding region: 1-1038 (345 amino acids)
Biological process (GO): spliceosomal complex assembly; regulation of mRNA processing; protein phosphorylation
Molecular function (GO): protein kinase activity; ATP binding
Source: RefSeq, a predicted model, not a curated record
AUGGCUUCCGCCCCGAUAAUUAACGCAAAUAAUUAUGAGUCUCAAGAAUCCGCGGAGAAGGAACUGCGCAUUACUGAGCAUAUAACCAAAGCAAACACCCAGCAUCCAGGCCGCAACUUCGUCGCCACCUUGUUAGACUCGUUCUAUGUUGCUAGCCCGGGCGGCACUCAUAUUUGCAUGGUCUUCGAUGCGCUUUGUGAACCACUCUGGAUGCUGAAGCGUCGUUUCGAAGGAAACACAAUUCCUCUCGACGUCUUGAAACCGGUUUCUAAACUCAUACUAGAAGGACUACAGUACCUCCACGCGGAAUGCCGCAAUCGGUCACAGCUAACGGACAAACAAGAUCUCAAGUCCGAUAACAUCUUACUGGCCCUACGCAACCCGUCUAUCCUGGAAUCGGUCGCACAAGAUGAGAUGAACAAUCCCUCUCCAAGGAAACAACUGGACGGUCGGGACAUAUACCUAUCUCGGAAUUACUGGGGACUGUCGCCCGACAAAUUGGGUAGAUCGGUAAUAACUGACUUUGGGCUUGCCGUGCGCGGUGACGGGCCCCCGAACAGCCACUGCAUCCAGCCAGAGGGAUAUCGGUCCCCGGAAGUUUGUCUCGGGGGCGACUGGAGCUACAGUGCUGACGUUUGGAACCUGGGAGUUAUGCUUUGGGACCUGUUCUAUGGCCGCGGUCCCUUCCACGCACCACCAGACUCGUGUGGCUCAGGCUCAGCAGACGAAGCUCAUCUGGGCAAGAUAAUUUCCCUCCUAGGGCCCCCUCCACCUGAUCUUCUCGCCCGCGGAAAAGAAACAUCUCGGUAUUUUACGCUAGAGACGCAGCUAACUGAUUUUAUAGGACAAUUCAAAUUCCCCGAACUUGUCGGGAAAAAGGACCUCAUUUCUAUGGCUAAAGAAAUUGAUGACGACGGAGUGCCCCAGUUUGUAGACUUUAUUUCUAGAAUGCUGCGCUGGAGGCCCGAGGACCGGCCCACGGCGCAGGACCUGCUUUCCCAUCCAUGGCUUCCGCAAAUGAGACCUGCGAAUGGAUGA